Messenger RNA from Talaromyces rugulosus, 1245 nucleotides. RefSeq lists its product as uncharacterized. Bases 1 to 1245 code for a protein of 414 amino acids. The transcript has 5 exons. Gene Ontology annotation, molecular function: O-methyltransferase activity. NCBI's taxonomy places the organism in Eukaryota, Fungi, Ascomycota, Eurotiomycetes, Eurotiales, Trichocomaceae. The record is from RefSeq and is a predicted model, not a curated record.
AUGGCAUCAACUAGAAUCGCCGAGCUGGCGGCUCGCAUUCAGCUGCGCACAUCGGACAUCGACUCCUAUCUCCAGCAUAACCAACUGCCGUCCCCGGCUUUCGACGAAGACGGACCGGUCGACUUGAACUUGCCCAACGGGGAUCUAUCAGCAGCUCGUGAACAGGUGCUCGAUGCCACUUUAGAGCUUCAUGAUCUUCUUCUAGGGCCUUCACUCUGUCUGCGUCCCGUCUACAAUGGACUUAGCCUGCAGGUUAUCUACAAAUAUGACAUUGCAUCCAAAGUGCCUCUUUAUGGCGAGGCAUCAUUUGCAGACUUGGCUGAGAAAUGCAGCCUGAGUGAAGUCAAUAUCCGACGCAUGCUGCGCUACGCCAUGGUCUUUCACCAUGUCUUUCGAGAGCCGCGCAAAGGAUUCGUUGCUCACACUGCUGCUUCACGAAGACUAGCUGAAGACCCCUAUGCCGGAGCCGGGCUGGGCUACAUGUUUGAUGAGACACUUCCUGCGCUAGAGCAAUUCCACAGCGACGAACCAAACAAAUGUGGCUGGAGUCACUACCACAACACCGACAAAGCCGCUUGGGAGUACUAUGCCUUGCAUCCUGACAAGGCGCGACGAUUCACUCACGCCAUGUCAGCAUUCGCGGACGGACACGGUAAUUCGCCAGCCUUCCUGGUACAGAACUAUCCCUGGAACACGAUCGGAACAGGUACAGUCGUAGAUGUCGGGGGCUCUAAGGGCGAUAUCGGCGUCCUCUUGGCUAAGCAGUUUCCGGACCUGGGUUUUAUCAUCCAGGACCUCCCUGAGAUGAUUACUGGAGCUUCAGACACCAUUCCAGCCGAAUUCAAAAGUCGUAUUCAGCUCCAGGCGCACGAUUUCUUUACUGAGCAACCGGUCUAUGGUGCUGACGUUUAUUUUUUCCGCAAUAUUUUUCACAAUUGGUCUGAUUCUCGUGCCAUCCUCAUUCUAAAGGCACUCGUUCCUGCACUAAGACAAGGCUCGCGGCUUGUCAUCAAUGACUAUGUUCUUCCUGAGGUAGGCACAAUGUCGUUGACGAAAGAACGGGCUGUUCGUGAUAUGGAUCUGAUAAUGCUUACUCUAUUCAACGCGAGGGAACGGGAGGAGGCAGAUUGGAUUGAGCUGUUCAGAAAAGCUGACCCUCGAUUUUCGGUUGUCAGGAUUUGGACCCCAGAAGGUGCGACCAUGGCCAUUAUCGAAGUUUUGUGGACAUGCGCAGAUGCUGCAUAA